This is a messenger RNA of Pseudopipra pipra, 1010 nucleotides long. It is a transcript of the gene GSG1L2, whose product is annotated as GSG1 like 2. Lineage: Eukaryota; Metazoa; Chordata; Aves; Passeriformes; Pipridae. The record is from RefSeq and is a predicted model, not a curated record. Gene Ontology annotation, cellular component: plasma membrane. The transcript has 6 exons. The coding region runs from base 1 to 942 and encodes 313 amino acids.
AUGGAGGCAGACUGGACAGUGCCCAGGAACCUGUCAAUAGCAAAGUCAGUGCAGUCCUGGAGGAUGCCAGCCUCACUCCCAGAGACAGACAGACGGCACAGAGCUUCAGCAGCAUUUUCUCUCAGUUUUCUCUCUUUAGUCUUCUCUAUUACAGCAUUCAGUAGCAGUUACUGGUGUGAAGGGACAAGAAAAGUUGCCAAACCUUUCUGUACAGGAGAGAGCAAGGGGGAUCUUUGCAUCCGCUUCAACAGCCCUGAUGCCAACAACAGCCAAGCUGUGCAGUAUAUUUGGGAGACAGGAGACGAUAAAUUCGUUGAGCGAAAGUUUCAUGCUGGGAUUUGGUAUUCCUGUGAAGAAAUGAUAAAUGAAGAAGGUGAGAAAUGUAGAAGCUUUAUCAGUCUGACUCCAGCUUCUGAUCGAGGGGUUUUAUGGCUGUCUAUUGUAGCAGAGCUUCUCUACGUCAUUUUGCUUCUGACAGGAAACAUUCUUAUGUCAGUAGAAAUGUGCUACUACAGUUCUGUCAUUGACGGGCUAAAGAUCAACGCCUUCUCUGCAGUAGUCACCGUAUUAGCAGGUCUUCUGGGUAUGGUUGCUCACAUGAUGUACACAACUGUAUUUCAAAUGACGGUAAAUCUUGGUCCUGAAGACUGGAGACCUCACACAUGGGAUUAUGGCUGGUCUUAUUGCCUCGCAUGGGCUUCCUUCGCUUGCUGUAUGGCUGCAGCUGUCACCACUAUUAACAAAUACACAAAAACUAUUUUGGAAUUCAAGCACAAAAGAAAAAAGUUGGAAAGGAGUUUAAAGAUUAAAUACAAGUUUCCUGACCAUACAGUUCCAGAGAAAGCUUGCAAUGUGUAUGUGAACUCUUUUCAAAACACCACGGAGGACCCCACGCACGCAAUAAGAGGCUUGCGUCACCUGGCCACUAUUUCAGUUCUGUAAAGCUGAACCGAAUCUAUAGGCAUUCUGUAAAUUAUAAUGUUAGAUCCAAAUGAAACAGUAUUAAUGAA